Molecule: messenger RNA, 831 nt
Organism: Lotus japonicus
Lineage: Eukaryota; Viridiplantae; Streptophyta; Magnoliopsida; Fabales; Fabaceae
Product: MLP-like protein 28
Exons: 2
Coding region: 85-552 (155 amino acids)
Biological process (GO): defense response
Source: RefSeq, a predicted model, not a curated record
UUCCAUCGUUGUAAGUAUUCCAAAUUCGAUCUCCUUUUAAUUGCUAAGAAAAAAAAUCUCCUGUGUAUUGCAGAGAGCAAAGACAUGGCUCAGCAGACUCUAAGUGGCAAAGUGGAGACCCAGAUACAGAUUCAAGCACCUGCUGCCAGGUUCUACAACAUCUUCAGAAAGAAGCUUAAUCAUCUUCCUAAUAUGAGCACAGAUGUACAUGGAGCUAAAGUGCAUAAAGGAGACUGGGAAAAUGUUGGUUCUGUCAAACACUGGGACUAUACUAUAGAAGGAAAGAAAACAUGUGCUAAGGAGAAAAUUGAGGCCAUUGAUGAUGAUAACAUGUUACUUACAUACAGCGUCUUUGAUGGUGAAAUCAGUGAGGGUUAUAAGAGUUUCAAGGUGAUAUUACAAGUGAUUGAUACGGAAAAUGGUGGGCUUGUGAAAUUCACCAUCGAAUAUGAAAUGCUCAAGGAGAAUAUCACAGCUUCAUCUCCUGAUACUUUUUUGGCCUUCGCUACUAAGGUCACAAAAGAUAUUGAUGCUCAUCUUGUUGAGGGUUAAUCAUCAUGACAAAUUCAUGACGUGGUUGCACAGAACAAAUUCAAGCUCAAAUAAAAAUAUUAAAAUAAAAGUAAAAUAAGACACCAAAUCUCAUAUUGAAAUUACUUCAAUAUUGGGUUGCAUUUUUAUUUUGUUGUAUAUUUAUAUAUGUAAUAGACAUGUGCGCAUCUGAACAUGCAAAACUUAAAAUAAUGAAGAUAUUGCUUUCUAAAGCAUAUAUCGUGUUGUAACAUUUGCUGUGUGAUGGAUUUGUAAUGAGUAAUAUUUGGUUCAGAGUCA